Molecule: messenger RNA, 2808 nt
Organism: Synchiropus splendidus (mandarinfish)
Lineage: Eukaryota; Metazoa; Chordata; Actinopteri; Syngnathiformes; Callionymidae
Gene: lmnb1
Product: lamin B1
Exons: 11
Coding region: 176-1930 (584 amino acids)
Source: RefSeq, a predicted model, not a curated record
UAAAUUUUUCAAUGAGCCGCCAUAUUAAGAAGCCAAACCCCUCUUUCUUUCAUUCGCUGGAGUAAAGAGCGAAAUUACUUCUGCGGUAGUUUUAUUGGCGUCGCUGGCGUGCUCGUGCUACAAGUCAACUCCUUCGGUCUUUUCGUUGCUUCUACGUGGGAUAAAUAAGUCUGAAAUGGCGAGCGCAGCUGCAACUCCCAGCAGCCAGAGAAGCACACGCGGCGGCAGUAGCAGCGGCACCCCGCUCAGCCCGACGAGGAUCACCAGGCUGCAGGAGAAGCAUCAGCUCCGGGACCUCAAUGACCGCUUGGCUGUUUAUAUCGACAAAGUCCGCAGCCUCGAAUCUGAAAAUGACGUGCUCCACCUGCAAAUUAGUGAGAGGGAAGAGGUUCGUAGCCGGGAGCUCAGCGGGCUGAGAGCGCUGUACGAGACGGAGCUAGCCGAUACCAGGCGGUCUCUGGAUGACUCUUCCAAGGACCGGGCCUGGCUGCAGAUCGAGCUUGGGAAGAUCAAGGCCGACCAUGAGCAGCUGCUUCAGAACUUUGACAGGAAGGACUCUGAGGCAGCAGCAGCUCAGGCCAAGCUGAGGGACUUGGAGGCACAGAUGAACUCUAAAGAUGCCAUGCUCAACACAGCGCUGUCUGAGAAGAGGGGCCUGGAGGCCAGGCUGGCUGACCUGGAGCUGCAGCUUAAGGAGCUGGACGUGGGUCUCGCUCAGACGAGGAAACAACUUGCAGAUGAGAUGCUUACGCGUGUCGACUUGGAAAACCGCUGCCAGAGUCUGACUGAGGAGAUGGCCUUCCGCAACAACAUGCACAAAGAGGAGGUGAAGGAGGCCAGGCAACGUUAUGAGAGCCGCCUGGUGGAAGUGGACUCGGGACGGAAGGAAGAGUAUGAAUGUAAACUGACACAGGCUCUGACUGACAUGAGAGCACAGAAUGAGGAGCAGAUCCAAUGCUACAAGGAAAACAUGGAGAGCACGUAUGCAACCAAGCUGGAGGAACUGCACAGAAUGUCAGAGAUGAACGGUGUUUCAGCGAACAUCGCCCGUGAAGAGCUGCGCGAGUCUUCAGUGAGAAUUGAGAGUCUGACUGCGCAGCUGACUGGACUUCAGAAGGAGACUCGUGGGUGGCGUGAUCGUAUCAUGGAGCUGGAGACCGCUUUGACUCAGGAGAAGGACAUGAGUCGCAGGCUGUUGGCAGAAAAAGAUCGUGAGGUUGCUGAGAUACAGGAGAAGAUGCAGAGACAGCUGGACGAGUAUGAAUCACUGCUGGAUGUGAAACUGGCUCUGGACAUGGAGAUCAAUGCGUAUCGCAAACUUCUGGAGGGAGAAGAGGAUAGGCUGAAGCUGUCUCCUACUCCGUCUUCUCGUGUCACCGUGUCCCGAGCCUCUUCCAGCAGCCGCAGUGUGCGUACCUCGCGAGGGAAGAGGAAGCGUGUGGACGUGGAGGAACAGGAAGCCAGCAGCUCUGUGUCAAUCGCUCACUCAGCCUCUGCGACAGGACCCAUCGUUGUGGACGAAAUCGACACGGAUGGCAAAUUCAUCAGCCUCCAAAACACUGGCGAUGAAGAACAGGCCAUGGUGGGCUUUGAGUUGACCAAGAAAAUCGGAAACUCCACAGCUUCCUACAAGUUUACACCCAAGUAUGUCUUAAAGGCCGGCCAGAAAGUCACGAUCUGGACCUCUGAUGCUGGCGUGAGCUCGAAGCCUCCAACAGACCUGGUGUGGAAGAACCAAACCUCUUGGGGUUCAGGAGCAGAUGUCCAUGUGGCGCUAAGCAACGCUCAGGGAGAAGAAGUUGCGAUGAGAACCACCACAUACAAGAUGGCAAUAGAAGAGCAAGACGAGGAUGUUGUGGAGGAGAUUGAGGAAGAAAUGCUGCAGCAGGGAGGCAACACUGCUCACAAUAGGAGCUGUGCCAUCAUGUGAGCUGACCGAACCAGUCUCCCCUACACUGAGCCCAUUCUGUUACACAGCUGCCAACUCUAACGCUAGAUUAUUUUUCUAUCUUUUGUAGUGUAUUUCAAAAGUGUCUGGAUUUUAUUUGUUCUCACAAACCUGUUUUGAAGGAAAUAAAUUGCUCAAUGUUUUGUUUUAUAUUUAAAGUUGUUUUAAUCAUUUUGAUGCAACUUACAGGCCUUACUUUUGUCACUGGAAGUGAAGCCGAGACAGUCAAAGGUCUGCCAGUGUUACUUAAGUGGAGGCAGGCUGAUUAUCACACAGCUGGCAUUCUGGUUAUAAGGAAUGUGGAAACCAAAUCCAAAUAUGGCAAUGUCAAUUUUCCAAUGUUCAAACAAAAUCCAGCAAGAUAGCCUAGUUAGCCUUUAGUCUUAGAUGUUAUGUUGGCACCUCUCACCCACUGCCACGUUUCACAGAGGGAAAAAAAACUGGAUUGACUGAAAGCUUGGAAGUGCACUAUUGAUGCUCUAACAAGAGCUGCCAGAAUGAAGCAAACUUGAGGUUCAAAUAAUCUAAAAGAGAGUGGUCUUUAAUGGCAGUCAUUUCUUGGGUUCUAAAGAACUAGUUUGGUCUCCUUUCAUAUUCACUGCCUCUAAAAUACCAAGCAUCUUUUCUUGGACUUGACAGUCUUCACGGCAGGAGGAUUCAAAUUCAGUCCGUUUUGCUACGAAACCUAAUGAGCACAAUCCCAAAUUGAGAAUGUUUAAGUUGCAGAUUUAAAUUAUAAGCUUUGCACCAUCAAGGUGUUGAUUGUAUUAACUUGAUGUUUGAAGUGUUCUGUGUCUCACAUUGCAUGCUGUGUUUGUGAUGUUCCGAGAUGAGUUAAUAAAUGUUUUUCUUUUACUGAA